Messenger RNA from Boleophthalmus pectinirostris (great blue-spotted mudskipper), 3848 nucleotides. RefSeq names its product G protein-coupled receptor, class C, group 5, member C (gene gprc5c). Gene Ontology annotation, cellular component: signaling receptor complex; extracellular exosome; plasma membrane. Gene Ontology annotation, molecular function: protein kinase activator activity; G protein-coupled receptor activity. The transcript has 5 exons. NCBI's taxonomy places the organism in Eukaryota, Metazoa, Chordata, Actinopteri, Gobiiformes, Gobiidae. The record is from RefSeq and is a predicted model, not a curated record. Gene Ontology annotation, biological process: G protein-coupled receptor signaling pathway. Bases 248 to 1489 code for a protein of 413 amino acids.
GAAAGACACGAGCGCGUUCAGACGGAUCUCCGGGCUCUAAUUUGGGCAAAACAUGAUCAGGCUUUUGUUGUGAUUGUCUUUAUAACUCAUUUAAAAGCAGCAAAGUCGAGUUUAGUGAUAAUUUUAGUGUAUUUAAACUUCUUUCGCGCUCGGAUGGUGGUGUUUUGAUCCGGAGCAGGUGAAUUUAUCGGGAAACGGGCAACAACCUCCAGGUCUACCUCCAUCCAUCCAUCCAUCCAUCUGAACCAUGUCGACCAACUCCUCUGUCCCUCGUGGCUGUGGCUCCAACGUGGACUCUCUCUACUACUAUCUGUGUGAUUUGAACGCAGUCUGGGGCAUUGUGCUUGAAGCGUUUGCGGCAGCUGGCAUCGUUUUCUCUUUCGUUUUAUUCAUAUCACUCCUCGCUAGCAUCCCUUUUACCCAAGACAAAAACCGACGUAGCUCCAUAGCUCUCCACGCCUUCUUUUUGAUCUCAACAUGUGGACUAUUUUGCCUGACUUUCGCUUUCAUCGUCGGGAAAGAUUUUGCGACUUGUGCGUCAAGGAGGUUUCUAUUCGGCGUGCUUUUCGCUGGAUGCUUCGCUUGCUUGCUAAUGCAGUCCGUGAGGUUGAAUUUCCUUGUACGACGCAAUUCUGCUCCGCCAUCUUGGGUGCUAUGUCUGGGUAUGCUGGGUCUAUGGUUAGUCGAAGUUAUCAUCAACACAGAAUGGCUAAUCAUCACAAUCGUCCGUAACCCAUUUGUGCUGCUAAACAUAACGCAAACUGUGACGGCAACUCCGACUCCAUGCAACAUUGCGAACCAAGAUUUUGUGAUGGCCUUGAUUUAUGUUAUGACGCUGAUUUUGGCAUCUUUCGUGGCAAGUUUGGUGAUCAUGUGUGGGAAACACAAACAAUGGAAGGUGGAAGGGGCGAGUAUCGUGAUUGCGACCCUGCUGUCAAUCUUCAUUUGGAUUGCGUGGAUUGUGAUGUACGUUUUCGGCAAUGAAAGAACAGGGGGACCAACUUGGGACGAUCCAACCUUGGCCAUAGCGCUAGUGGCGAAUGCGUGGGUGUUUUUGAUAGUUCAUACCAUCCCUGAAAUCUGCUGUUUGACCGGUGAAGAGGAGGAGGAGCAAGGAAUUGCACAGGACACGUAUCAGAACAGAGCAGUGGGCUACGAGACCAUCCUGAAGGAACAGAGCUCUCAGAAUAUGUUUAUGGAGAACAAGGCCUUCUCCAUGGACGAACCCAGUCAUGGCAAACCGGUGUCUCCCUAUAGCGGCUACACCGGACAGCUGCGUGCUUCGGUCUACCAGCCAACAGAACUGGCCCUCAUCACCAAGGCAGCAGCAAAUCGCGCGCCAGAAGCUAUUCCCCGAGCCAUAGCGCCCUCUGCAGGCAGCAGCGGACAGAGCACUCCCUCCACUCAGGCGGCCAACGGGACCACCACAGCCCACACACACACCAAUGGCACCAGCGGAAAUGGUCUACACAGGACGACCCAGUGGUAAACUUUAAUCUUAAAACCCUAUAUUUUCCUCACGUAUUUAUAUAUUUUACAUUUUUUGGGACGACUACUGACGGCUGGAUUAUGCCCCGAAUACAGCAUAUGUUAUUUAUGUUGUUAACGGGAUUCAAUGCACUGAGUUGACGCUACUACUAAGACUUUGUUAAUUCAUGGACAAAUGAAGGAAGCUGACGACACUGAAGAAAAACGGUUGCUACGUGAAAAGAAGUAAAAAAUGUUAUUCUUAUUGUUUCACAAUAUGUAAAACAGAAGACUACGUUGGCCCUUCAUUGUCUUAAUUUGCUGCCUCAAACUCAUAGACUGUAUAAAGAAGUGGACUAAGUGAAUGUGACGUCACCCAGAGUGUUCGGCUCCAGUCAAAUGAAGCUCACAGAAGCUGCAGUUAUGGGGGGAAUUUGGAGUGUAGUUCCAUAUAAGGAAUAGGUAUUGACUUAUAGACAAAAUAGCAAAUAGAGUGGCCUUAAUAUGAACAUUUUAAGACCAAAAUGAGGAGCCUGGCAGCAGCAGUUACGGAGAGAGGGGUAACGGUUUCUCAGUACAAAGUCAAUUGGAGCCAGAGUCGAUGGAGCCGGAAGCGUACCCAUGCUCACUUCCUAUUUUUAACGCAGUGGGGAACGCUUUAGCGAUGUCCAUUUAUAUAUAUACAGUCUAUGCUCAAACUCUAAAACAAGCAGCCCACAAUUCUGUACAGUAAAUAAUAUAUAAGGUUUCAAUCAGAUCACUUUAUGUGUCCGUUUGGGGCAAUUUUGCUUCUUGUAUUAUCAAAAACAUAAAAAUAACCAAUGCUUUUUUUAAAUAUAGGAAACUCUUUGUCUGAGUGAAAAGGAAGAGGAAUAUUUCAACAGGAUUUUUCCUACUUGUACUUUAAAGGUGCUCUAUGUAAAUGUUGUGAUGGAGGCUGCCUGCUUGUCUCCAUGAAGCAGUGUUUGAAAGUAAUGAAGCAAAAAAAUAAAAGUACAAUACUUGAGUACAAUUUUAGGUAUCUGUACUUUACUUAAGUAUUUUUACAGUGGAUAUUUUAUACUUUUACUUCACUAUAUUUGAGAGCAGCUUCCUUUACUUUAUCCUCUACUACAUUUUAGAUCUGGACUGAAAAGAAUAUUUUUCUUUACAGUGUGAGACCUGCUGAAAUUUAUUCUGAGAUUUAUUUUUAGCACAUUUACUUUGAGUUAACAUCCCAACUCUGAGCAAACCAAAUCAAUCAAACAAAAACAGCUAGAAAAAAAUUAAGAAAUCCAUUGAAUCAAUUGAAUCGUUACGCUGUCACGUGGGUGGUAAAAACAAGGAAGUCUAGCACCGUGUCUGAAGUUGCAGCAGCUGAUUUCGAGCCGAGGAUGAUUAAGUAGUUCUAGCUCCACUGUUUCCCGUUUGUCCUGGUUUGUUUAAACUGUUUUCCGCAAUAGUGUCACAUGGCCGAUAUCACAAAAUCAGCGAAUCAGGAAGGCACAAGUUCCAGUGAUGUGGUCCAAUAAGGACUCAACUAGAGCUCCUAUGUCAGUAUAUCAACGUUUUGUGGGAGUUACCGGUACCAGAUCCUUCCGUCUCUAGAACCAUUUUCCAUCGGAUUAGUGUGGACGAACACUGCAUGCACAAUGAAAACAACUCGAAUACGUACUAGUGUGGAUGGGCCUUCAUGCUUUGAUAGUUCUAGAAAUCUCAACAAAAUACUUGUACUUUUUACUCUUAAAGUAUAUUUUUAAACAGGUACUUAAAUACUUAAAUACAUAAAUUUUUCCUGUGAUAGUUUUACUUUUACUCGAGUAACCUUUUGCCCCUGUAUCUGCACUUAUACUUAAGCAACAAAAUUGUGUACUUCAUCUCCCACGGCCAUGGAGAUGUUGUUGCUUUACCUGUAGUGAUUUAAAGUAUGGCAUUAAACUCAUUGGAGUUACAGGUCAGAUCUGUGGAGAGGCAACCCUGUCAACAGUAAUAAUAGAAAACUUCAUCAGAAAAGUUACAUAGAGCACCUUUAAAUCAAAUUUUCUAAUUGUGCCAAUAUAAAUGUUUUGUUUGUAAUAUUAUAGUGGCUUUCUAAUAUUUUUUUAAGAUUAGAAAUUGAAAGAAAAGUUAUAAUUAGCUAAAGUCAAAUAUUAUACCUGACACUGAAUCGAAAGACAUGGGACUGUUAUGACUGUAAGUGACUAAAAUAACUUAAUGACAUGUUUUUAUUUUUUGUACAUUAUUUUUCAAGGAGCUGUUUUAAAUGGAUGCUUUGUAAAUAUCUGAUGAGUGCAUGUAUUUAAACACCGUUGUUAUUGACUACUAUCUACCAAUCAAACAUCUCUAGAUCAACUUUUAGUAUUUAAGGUUUAGUCUCUGGUGUAAGCAUGGAGGCUUUUUAU